GUUUACAGCCAUGCUAGUGGCUCUGUGAGGCUGCACGUUUAAAGCCACAGAGAGCGGGUAAGUAUCUGUUGCUGUGUGUCAUAAUGUGCAAUGACUGACCAAAACAUAUGAGUGAGAAUUUUAUUCUCAAUAAGAAAAAAAAUAUUCAACUGCAUCUUCUGUGGGCUUAGAGAUCGCAGCAACAAAAGUAUGAUUGUGAAGUUUAUUGCAUAUGAUGGAUAUCUGAGAGGAUGUACGUGGGGUGGAUUGAGGGUAAAUGGACAGAGUGGAGCUAUAAAUGGAUGGGGGAUGAAGGGGAAGGGAUGAAGGAUUGAGGGGUUGAAGGGUGAGGGAUAGAGGGAAUCAGGGUCGUGGAAGCGUAGACAUUGGGUCAGUGUCUGUUGAAACAUUCGGUGUUCCAGCAUACGCAACACUGGGGACCGCGGAGACCUCUAUCUUUUGCCGUUUAUCCGUGAAUGGAGAGGAGCAGCCGGGAAGAAAUAAGGUUAAUCCAACUAUAACUGCUUGCUGUGUUUUUCAAAGUUGCAUUUAAACACACACGUCUCUUAAUGACCUCCGACCCCGAGCUGCUGCAGGUCGUAUCAAAUGUAUGUGCUGUUCAAGUUGUUCUGUCUGUGCACCUUGGUCCAAGAGUCGAGUAACAUGUAGUUAAACUGCAUUCAUGAACACAUAUGUAUAACAAAAAAACUUGCAUGUGAUGUACACUGUCAGAGCUGCUGUAUCUGACUGACUACAAAUGAGGUGAGGAUGUCGUCCAUGAUGGCUGAAUUAAAAAAAACUGUUAGUGCGGCAGAGGAAUGGUUACUUACGGCGACAGAAAAUCUCUGAAGUGCAUUUUUAUCUCAGAUUGCAUCAGGCGCAGACAUUCAUGGUAAAGAUUUCAGGUCUUCACGUAAGUUAUUCGAUAGCCCACCCCUUUCCAAUGAACGCCCCUUUACAGAGAUAUAAGUGCUCUAGCUGUGACACAAUAAGACGCACAAUGAGGAACUUCACCUUAAUGACGCCUUUACUUCUCUGCAGCCUCAGUAAGUACUGGAAGCAGCAAAUACAAUCAGAAGAAUUACCCUUAAUUAGUCCAUACAAACAAGUUAAUAUUGAGCUAAUGUAUGUGUAUUGUUGGUUUAUCAGCUAAAGGAAUACAUCUCAUGGCAUGUCUGCUGUUUGUUUCAGGCUGGAUCUCUGUCUCGGGCUCUGAGUCUCACGCUGUGGAGCAUCAGCCUGGUGAUGAAGUCACACUGCUGUGCUCCAACCUUUCCACAAGCCCAACUCGGACAGACUGGUUCAGAGUGGUCAAUAGAACCAAGCCCCUCUGUAUCUCCUCAAUGUACGGCUCUGACGGCGACGUUUCAUUCUGUGAUGGAUUUCAAAAUGGAAAAUUUGAAAUGAGCGCCAACUUCUCCACUGUUUCCCUGAAAAUCAAGCGAGUGGAUUCAUCUGACUCUGGACUGUAUUUCUGUGGAUUUUACGUGAACACACAUACAGUCAUUUCCACUGCAACAUACUUAAACGUUCAAGGUGAUGAUUUGGAUGAUGAAGACAGUUUUCACGCUCAAAGAGAGGAGAGGGAUGGAAUGGCUAACGUAACUUGUUUGAUCCUGGGCGGUCUGACUGUCCUCCUCACUAUAUGCAUCAUUGCUCUGAUCGUUAAAAUGAAGAAACUUCAGACAGCUGUGAAUGAAGGGGAGCAGCCUGGAGGAAACAAGAAUGUGGGCUCAGAUGACUUGAACUACGCAACAGUGCGUUUCCAGGCUAAACCGAAAAGAAACCUCAGGCCUGCAUCGGAGAGAGAGAUGGAGCCACAUGUCGUGUACGCUGCCACCAGAUAGAUUCAGGAAGCAACUGGAACUGCAGCUCGCUCAUGUCAAAAAAAUGAAGUUUGAAUAAUGUGUUUUCAUUUUAUUUUCCACGUCUCGUUUUAUUGGCUGCUGGUCAAAGUGUCUGCCUUCUGUUUUUUCGUCUGAGAGGAUGAACAGCUUGCUUAAUGUGUGAUGGAGGAGGACGAGUCAGAGAGGACACCCAACGAGUGAAAUGGUUGGCGGUGGAGGGAGCAAAGAGCGAGGCUCACAUCACUUGUUUGACAGGAAGAGACAGCACAGUGUGGUCUGAGGUGAAAAUCACGAGGCCUCUGAAGUUUUAUAGAAAGUAGCCUCUCAAAGGAAGCAGUGAGAACCAGCUCC
Acanthopagrus latus (yellowfin seabream) is the source of this 2177-nucleotide messenger RNA. RefSeq lists its product as uncharacterized. The record is from RefSeq and is a predicted model, not a curated record. Gene Ontology annotation, biological process: response to bacterium. Lineage: Eukaryota; Metazoa; Chordata; Actinopteri; Spariformes; Sparidae. The transcript has 5 exons. Bases 1107 to 1826 code for a protein of 239 amino acids.